Xyrichtys novacula (pearly razorfish) is the source of this 8095-nucleotide messenger RNA. The record is from the annotation of a GenBank genome assembly. NCBI's taxonomy places the organism in Eukaryota, Metazoa, Chordata, Actinopteri, Labriformes, Labridae.
AUGGAGACCCUCCAUGACACACCCAUCAAGUGUCAUGAAAUCUUUAGAGUCUUACCAGGUCAACAGGAAGUCAUCAGAGUGGUUUUGACCAACGGCGUGGCUGGUGUUGGAAAAACCUUCUCAGUGCAGAAGUUCACGCUGGACUGGGUAGAGGGCUUGGAGAACCAAGACCUCAAUAUGGUGAUCCUGCUGUCAUUCAGGGAGCUGAACCUGAUCAGAGAUGAGCGCCACAGUCUUCUGAGUCUGCUCCAUGUUUUCCAUCCAACACUAGAGAAGGUCACAGCAGAGACGCUGGCUGUCUGUAAACUUCUGUUCAUCUUUGACGGUCUGGAUGAAAGCAGACUGUCUCUGGAUUUCACAGACUCUGAGGUGGUGUCUGACGUCACACAGAAGUCUUCACUGAACGUUCUGUUAACAAACCUCAUCAAGGGGAACCUGCUCCCUUCAGCCCUCAUCUGGAUAACUUCUCGACCUGCAGCAGCCAAUCAGAUCCCUCUUUCAUGUGUGGACAGGGUAACAGAAGUACGAGGCUUCACUGACGCCCAGAAGGAGGAGUACUUCAGGAAGAGGUUCAGAGAUGAAGAUCUGUCCAGAAGAAUCAUCUCACACAUCAAGUCCUCCAGGAGCCUCCACAUCAUGUGUCAGAUCCCGGUCUUCUGCUGGAUCACUGCUACAGUUCUGGAGGACAUGAUGAGCAGAGAGCAGAGAGGAGAGCUGCCCAAGACCCUGACUGACAUGUACUCACACUUCCUGCUGGUCCAGACUCAGAGGAAGAAGCAGAAGUAUGAAAGUGAGAGAAGUCCUCAGGAGUUGACUGGGGCUGACAGUGAAGUUCUCCUGAAGCUGGGGAGGCUGGCCUUUGAACAUCUGGAGAAAGGAAACAUCAUGUUCUACCGAGAAGACCUGGAGCGGUGUGGUCUGGAUGUCUCGGAGGCCUCUGUGUACUCCGGAGUUUUCACGGAGAUCUUCAAAAGAGAGAGUGUGAUCUUCCAGAAAACAGUUUACUGUUUCGUUCAUCUGAGCGUUCAGGAGUUUCUGGCUGCAGUCUACAUGAUCCACAGUUUUACAAACAGAAACACAAAAGUUCUGAAGACUUUCCUAAAAAGCAACAAACACAAAGACAAAAUGUCUUUUUUAGAGAUGGUUUUCAGUUCUUUUCAAAACCUGGAUAACUCUCUCUUCUCUCUGGAUGUCUUCUUGAAGAGUGUCAUGGAGAAAUCCCUUGUCAGUAAAAACGGCCACCUGGACCUGUUUGUUCGUUUCCUUCAUGGACUCUCUGUGGAGUCAAACCAGAGACUCUUAGGAGGUCUGCUGGGUCACACAGACAACAGUCCAGAAAUGAUCCAAAGAGUCAUCAACAACCUGAAGAAGAUGAACAGUGAUGAUAUCUCUCCUGACAGAAGCAUCAACAUCUUCCACUGCCUGAUGGAGAUGAACGAUCUGUCAGUUCAUCAGAAGAUCCAAGAGUUCCUGAGGUCAAAGAACAGAUCACAGAAGAGACUCUCAGAGUUCCACUGUUCUGCUCUGGCCUACAUGCUGCAGAUGUCAGAGGAGGUUCUGGAUGAGUUCAACUUAAAGAAGUAUGACACAUCAAAGCAGGGACGACAGAGACUGAUCCCAGCUGUGAGGAACUGCAGAAAGGCUCGGUAAGUCCAGGUUUUAAUUCUCAGAAUAGUGUAAAUGAACCCUGUAGUUCUUCUAAUGUCCACAAUACUGAUGAUGUUCUUCUUCAAAUAGAAAUCUACUGAAAUAUCAGGGAGGGGGUUUCUUAAGGUUUGGCAUGUAUAAUUAAUUUCUGAAGUUUGUCCAUACAGAUGGCUGAGGGGACAGGAUUUAUGACCUAUAUGACCUAUACUAAAGCCCGUCACCAGAGGUUACUGUUCUUGGGGUGGCUUCACCCAGCAAGGAGGCAGACGGCGUCCAUUCUAUAUACAUUCUAUGCUCCAAAUGCUUCUUUCUGCAUCAAACACACAAACUAGCAAGAUUCAAUGUUAUUUUUAUGGGAGUAAUAAGAACGUACACUGUAAAAAAAGAAUAAUUGAGAAAAUUUCAAAUUUUAAGGCAACCUUUUGCAGUAAGAUUUUUUAAUUGUGUCAACGAUUUGCUAGGUCAUUGUCAUAAGUGACAUUUCAUCGUUGUAUCAAUUAGGUUUACGCUGUUUGGUGAAUGGUCACUACUAUUUAUUCUUCGUUUUGCCAAUAUAAACAUUUAGCAGCCCUAGCCGUCGGCUAGCAGCCGCUUGCUAAUGGCUAAAGUUAACAGCUUUCUCCGCAGCGAGUGAGUGUGGAGGCGGCGUGCAUCAUGAAUGCGCCCCAGAGAUAAAAUUGCCUUCUCAGUUACAUGUGCAAUUAAACACGCGGCUGAGAAACACGUCAUGAGGGAACAGAAAGAUAAUUUUCCGGCAGACAAGCAAUGUAGAUAGACAAGCAUUGUUAGCUAAACUGAAAAAGUAGCCAAUUUACUUAAGUAAAUUUGGUAAAGCAGAACAACACCACAUUCUCUAUUAGUUAAUACACUUAAUGCAGUUCAGACAAGUUUAUUUUCACACAGAAUACUUUAACAACUUGGACUAAAGCUGGUCCACUCAAAAAAGUCCUCUUCUCCCUCUGCGCUGCUGGCCAUGACACACAAUGAGGGAGAACUUGCCCUUGUGACGGAACGUGGUAAACCCCAUAGGUCUUCUUCGGCAGACCUCAUGGGUCAAUGUCAGAACUGCAUUAUAGGAAUUUUUCUACUUUGUUGUGCAAACAACAAAUUGCAAAUUCUGCUAAUUUAGAAUAACAUAUUUGGUCUCUAUUGAGGUGCACAUUUUUGGUAUGACAUGUAUUUUCUUGUUAAAUAAUAGCUAUUUUAAUUUUCAUGUUCACCCAAUUAAGAAUACAAACUCUUGUGAAUAGAUUGUCGUUGUUUCUUUAACAGUGUAGGCCCCCUAGAGUUCAAAUAACCUGAACCAUUACUUCUACUUAUAACAUACUUAUAGCAUGUUAACCCAGAGGGAGGGAGAGAGGGAGAGAGAGAGAGAGAGAGCACCAGAGCACAAAGACAGAGGUACAGUGGGUCUUUGUAGCUGUCUCUUAAAGGUUCUAUCUGGAUGCAUCAGGCUUCAUAAACUUGUUUCUGCUGGUGAAGGGAAUGUUACAUGGAGCAAAAACUUUCAUUGUGAAAACAAAGAAAUCUUCAACUCUUCAAAUGUACAGAGUCAAACCAGCUCUAACCUGCUAAAAAAUGAUUUUAUCUGAACCAAUUAUAGAAAAAGGAAGCUGCUGUGAUUUGGUGAGUCAUCCUCUGUUUGUUCAACAGUCAGUGUCUAUGGAAAGACUUACAUUACAGCAGGAUGUCAACAUUAAGUACUGAGAGGAGCACUGAUUCUCCAUGUGCAAAGAGGUACUUUGGAUACUAACCAAUCACACCAGAACCAAAAUCAUGGUUCUCAGCACCCUUCUCCAACCAGAACUCAAGAUUUCACACAAUCAUAAUGAUACAACUGCACUUACAUGAAGACAACUCUGUUAGAGUGUUAGAAUGACAAAAAUAAGUCAUGGAGUCAUUUGUCUUGAAUAUCUGAACAGUUUUUUUUCCUAAACUUUGGUUUCCUGUCUUCUCUCAUGGCUGUGGUCCUGAUAUUCGUAUCUGGCUGGUUAAAAACAGGCAGUCUGUCAAACCAAAGAUAAUGUUUGAUUUGUCUUAGGUGAAGAGAAGCAUAAAAUUACCUUUCAAUCAAAUAUUGUGUGAUGUUUAUGUUGUUACAGACUUUUUGACUGUGGACUCUCAGAGACUCACUGUGAAGUUGUGGCCUCAGCUCUGAAGUCCAACCCCUCCCAUCUGAGACAUCUGGACCUGAGCAGAAACGAUCUGCAGGAUUCAGGAGUGAAGCUUCUCUCUGCAGGACUGGAGAGUCCAAACUGCAGACUGGAGACUCUGAGGUCAGACACCAUUUCCUUUUGAUCUAACGAUAAGAUGUGACAGCUGCUGCCUUAGAUUUUUCUCUGUGGUUUUUCCAUCAACUUUAGUUUAGCAGUUUGAAUUUGUAGUUGUAAAACUUCAACACAGGAAGAAAAAUCCAACAUUUCAGAGUUGACUUUGAGUAGAACGUUGGAUGUCAGUCACACGAUGUCAAUCAGUCACACAAAUAUUACACAUGCUUGUAGAGGGCAGGAACAGCACAGACUAAAGGCUGAUAUUGAACUGAUCCACAAUUAAUGUGAUCACUAAUGAAUGAAUGAAGUGUCAGAGAAAUGAUGAGCUGCAGAUUUAAACCUGAAGAACAAAGUUAAUCCAACCCUGGAUAUUUCAUUUGGAAACUCUUGAAAACAUGAAUUCGCUCUUUGUUCUGUCGUGUUCAAAUGUAAACACCAGAUUAAGAUUUUUCUGCAGUUUUCACUUCAGUUUGUUGAACAUUAACAUCAUCUUGUCCAGUUGGUCCAUAAAAACCUCACUGGUAAAUGAUCUGUUUGUUUAUUUACAAGUAGUUUGGCAGUUGUUGACAGCAGACGGACAGAGCCUGACUAUUUUAAUCUUAAUGAAGAAUUCGUGACUACAAAAAACCUUUAAGAUUCCUCAGAUAGUGUCUCAGGAUCUCACUGAAGUAAUCUUGAAAGGAUUUUAUAAAGUUCCUCAAGAUCAACUCUGAAAAAUUCUUCUUCCAUGUCCUUCAGGGGCAAAAUAACAUUGAAUCAUUUAAAGCAGGAACAGUUUCUUGAUAACAAUUUUUUUCUUUUUUCAGACUGUGGGACUGCAGUUUGUCAGAGAUCAGCUGUUCUUCUCUGGUCUCAGCUCUGAAGUCCAACCCCUCCCAUCUGAGACAUCUGUGGCUGCGUCAAAACAAGUUGCAGGAUUCAGGAGUGGAGCUGCUGUGUGACUUUCUGCAGAGUCCAAACUGUAAACUGGAGACUCUGGUGUAAGUUUAGUCUUUGUCUGUAUCUGGUGUAGAUUUUGAUAUGUAAUCCAUUUUUUAACCUAAUUUAAAUUUUCAUAGAAUUCUUUAAUAUUUCCAGAAAAUUCUUUUCACUCACAUAAAUUUAUAGUUUUUUAUUGAAUAAGCAGUCAGAUACAGAUGGGAGAAAAUGGGCUCUGUGAGUUAUUUUGUUGAUUGAAUGUUGAUGAUUUUUUAUGAAUGGUGAGGAUGAUCACAGCAGUGAUGUUGACGGGUUUGUUUCCUCGGUCUCUAAAGCAUUAAAAUGUUCAAGGAUGCAGUGAACUCACUUUCCAUGCAGCUCAGGAACACAGCUCAUCUUUUUCAUACAGGAAACUUUAUCAACUUCAGGUCCCAUCAGUCAGCAGCUUUAGUCAGAAACCUUGCUGUCAGAGCUCCGUCAUUUCAACCCUCUGUAUAACUCCUCAACACAGUCAAGACCCUGUGAGCACAUCCUCAUAUUAUGCUGGUUUAGUUACAACAGCAACGACAACAAUCAACUGUUAGCAGUGAUUUCUUCCAAACAGUAGAGGACCCAAACUUAAAAGUGGUUGGAAAAUUCAGGUGUCCACCACUCAUGCAGAGUUGACUCACGUUGAUGAUGUUUUGAUGUCUGGAGGACAUGCUGGAGUGAAUUCAACAAAACCUCCAGAGAAAAAAAAAACAGCAGUGGCAGCCAAUACAUCAGGCUUCAGUGAUGUCUGUGUGUCCCUUUAUUUAACCAAAUCAGCAGUCAGAGAGUUCUAAAGGAAAAUCUUAUCUGAGUAUUUCUCAUUUGUCUCUGACUUACAUGAACUCAGAUCUUGAGUGUUGCUGGCUGGUCCGGUCCAGUGCUGACAGUAGAGACAACAGUCUUUCAUGGGUUGAGUGUUACUGUUGAAGAUCAGUGUACAGUGAGGGAUGAAGGCAGUCAAAGAUCAUCCUGUUUCCUUUAUGUCACAGUUGAAGUUCAUUUUUAAGCCUUUUUGCUUUUUAUUGAUCCGAGUGCUGAAUAGGAACAGGAAACGUGGAGUAGAGAGUGAGUGAGGACGUACAGCUAAGGGUUGUGGCAGGGAGUUGAACCAGCAACUGCUGCAACAAGGAUUUCACCUUCUGAACACCUCAACCUCUAAUCCAAAGCAGUGCUCCAUCACUUUUGAUGUCUUGUAUGUUAUUUUAUAUGGAGGGUCAGAGCAGAUGAGAUAAUAAGCUCUGACAGACUGGAUCUGGUCGAAAGGUCUCCUGUUGGAGUUCUCUAAGCUGAACAUGUGAAGUUUGAUUAUUAAUUAUUUUUUUCUACAUUCUCAUUUCUUUUUUUUUUCAGACUGUGGGACUGCAGUUUGUCAGAGAUCAGCUGUUCUUAUCUGGCCUCAGCUCUGAAGUCCAACCCCUCCCAUCUGAGAGAUCUGAACCUGAGUGUCAACAAGCUGCAGGAUUCAGGAGUGGAGCUGCUGUGUGACUUUCUGAGGAGUCCGAACUGUAAACUGGAGACUCUAGAGUGAGACUUUUUUUCUCCUCUCAAACAUGAGCAUGAUUUGUUUGUGAUGAUGACACUAAACUGCUGACUCAGGACUGAAAUACUCACCAAGACUGAACACUUUCAGUCCAGAGUAGAUUUUCUGCAUCAGUGGAUUAUUUGAUUGACACUGCUGAGAUCCAGUGUAUUAAAACCUGAAAACAAGAAGAAAACAUUUUGUAGACUUCACAUUUAGAAUCACAUUCAGACUGAAAACAGAAGCAGGGGGAGAUUUGUCAGAUAACAACGAUACAAACUUUUGUGCAGGACAAGAUCAGGGAAUAAAAAAACUCCAGCUCUGUUAGUUGGAAUUUUGAUUGUUUUUUAAAUCUUUGUGUAAAAAUCUGAAUUUAAGGGUUUAUCUGCGUUUUUCUGAAGCCUUACUGUGUUUAGACUGAAAUAUUUACCUCUCAAAGACGUGAUAGUUUUGGUUCAGCAAAGUGAAAAUAUUCUGAACAUCCUUUAUUUCCUAUCUGUCCUGAAGUAGCUGACAUUUUCUGAAAACAUUUGAGCUACAUCUACAAUAAGUUUGAAAGUAUUUGAGUUUGUUUUCAGUAUUUAAUGUGUAAUUGAAUUCACUGUUUCAAACUUACUUCCUGUUUGGUUCAGUUCUUUGAAGUGUCACUUUUCUUUGAGUCAUACUUUCCAAACCUUUCCCCUGCUCACUACACAUUCAAGACAUCAGAUUUCAAACUGGAUCAUUGCUUGUCUAAAAUCUCAUUAUUUCCUCUUUAUUAAGGUUGACUAACUGCAGUUUGACAAAGAUCAGCUGUUCUUCUCUGGCCUCAGCUCUGAAGUCCAACCCCUCUCAUCUGAGAACUCUGCGGCUGUUCAACAACAAUCUGCAGGAUUCAGACGUGAAGCUGCUGCGUGAACUUCAGAAGAGUCCAAACUACAGACUGGAGGAUCUGGGGUCAGUAUAGAGUUGCAGUUAGUCUGUGCUGAUUUCUCCAGUUACACUCCACACAGUAUCACAGCAGAUAUUCAGAAAUAGAAAUAUUCAGUUUCUGCUCUGAAGUCGAGUUUAUAGUUCUCUGUGUUCAACACAGACUUUAUUUCUCUGCUAACUUGCUGAUUUUGAUCUCUAAGAAAAAAUCAAAUGAGGAGUGUAAGAGUGUCAGUUAUAAAAAAGUGUCUCCUCUUCUCUAUAUUUCAGAUCAAAUGUAGAAAUGAGACAUAAUGAAAUAGAAAUAUUCAGUUUCUGCUCUGAAGUCGAGUUUAUAGUUCUCUGUGUUCAACACAGACUUUAUUUCUCUGCUAACUUGCUGAUUUUGAUCUCUAAGUUUGAAAACAGGCAGCUGUUCUUUAUGCUUAUUAUUUUCACAGCAGGUUUGUUAGAUCAGCUUUAACACAUUUGAGAGGAACGGUUUCUUUAUUUCGAUGCACUUCAGUGUAAAUAUCAGUUCAUCUCCAACACAAGACAGACAGCGGGACAAAAAGUGAGGCAGCCAACAGUGAUGAUGUGGUGAUGCCUUCAAGGACUCUCCCUUUCCCUUAAAGCUGCAAGUGUUCUAGAUAUUCAGAUGAGAGGUGAGAGGAAACGUGCUGCUUUACACCAUCACUUCUGGUCUGAGCAGGACUGAAACCUGCUGCUCUUGAAACUGGAUGUUCUGCAGUCCAGCUGAUGAAGUGAGUCUCAGAGAGGAAAUACUGAUUGUCCUUUUUUUUCUCUCCUCAGAUGGAAGUAA